AUGGCCACCACGGCCCCCAACCAUUCAGCCACCACGGCCCCAACCAUUCAGCCACCACGGUCCCCAACCAUUCAGCCACCACGGCCCCCAACCAUUCAGCCACCACGACCCCCAACCAUUCAGCCACCACGACCCCCAACCAUUCAGUCACCACGACCCCCAACCAUUCAGCCACCACGACCCCCAACCAUUCAGCCACCACGACCCCCAACCAUUCAGCCACCACGACCCCCAACCAUUCAGCCACCACGACCCCCAACCAUUCAGCCACCACGACCCCCAACCAUUCAGCCACCACGACCCCCAACCAUUCAGCCACCACGACCCCCAACCAUUCAGCCACCACGACCCCCAACCAUUCAGCCACCACGACCCCCAACCAUUCAGCCACCACGACCCCCAACCAUUCAGCCACCACGACCCCCAACCAUUCAGCCACCACGACCCCCAACCAUUCAGCCACCACGACCCCCAACCAUUCAGCCACCACGACCCCCAACCAUUCAGNUCGGCCACCACGGCCCCCAACCAUUCGGCCACCACGGCCCCCAACUAUUCGGCCACCACGGACCCCAACCAUUCAGCCACCACGGCCCCCAACCAUUCAGCCACCACGGCCCCCUUAAUUUAGCGUCUUCUGUAUCAAUAUCAGGACGUCUAAACGUACAAGGCCCGUAUUCAUGA
Molecule: messenger RNA, 684 nt
Organism: Mizuhopecten yessoensis (Yesso scallop)
Lineage: Eukaryota; Metazoa; Mollusca; Bivalvia; Pectinida; Pectinidae
Product: gibberellin-regulated protein 14-like
Exons: 2
Coding region: 1-684 (227 amino acids)
Source: RefSeq, a predicted model, not a curated record